Messenger RNA from Cuscuta epithymum, 1273 nucleotides. NCBI's taxonomy places the organism in Eukaryota, Viridiplantae, Streptophyta, Magnoliopsida, Solanales, Convolvulaceae. The record is from the annotation of a GenBank genome assembly.
AGGGCAUAGAUCGAAAAGAUGUCAGAGUUGUCUUCCACUUCAAUGUUCCCAAGUCAAUGGAAGCUUUUUAUCAGGAGUCAGGUAGAGCGGGCCGUGAUCAAUUGCCCUCCAGAAGUGUUGUUUAUUACGGAAUGGACGAUCGUCGGAAAAUGGAAUUCAUUUUAACCAAUUCAGAAAGGAAGAAAGAGUCUUCAAGUUUACAAGAUGGGUCCUCAAAGAAGGCCCUUGAUAGCUUCAGCCAGAUCGUCAAAUACUGUGAACUAGAUGGUUGUCGCCGUAAAAAGAUCCUUGAGAGCUUCGGGGAGAUGGUAUCCGCAUCUUUAUGUGGAAAAUCAUGUGAUGCUUGUAAGCAUCCCAAUGUAGUUGCGAAAAACUUGGAGGAGCUAAAAGCUGCUGCCACCUUUCAUCAACGAAUUGGAUCUUCAAGGAUUUUGAUUAGCAGCGUACAAAACCUCAAUGACAGAGACUACUCUGAAUUCUGGAACCGUGAGGAUGAUGCAAGUGGGUCAGAAGAAGACAUUUCUGAUUCAGACGAAGUUCUUGAUGCUGCAAAGAAUGUAGCUUCUUCAAGGACAUCAACAAAGUUAAGAAUCCAAGACAAAAUUGAAUUGCUGCAACGAGCAGAAGAGAAUUAUUACAAAAACAACAAUACUGAGAAGCAGAUUGAGCUUAGAAGAUUCUGCCUCGACUCUUGAAAAGGAAUGUUACAAAAAAGUAUGGUAAAAGUGGAAAGUCGUUUUACUUAUCACAAAUGGCAAGUACAGUGAGGUGGCUUUCAAAAGCAGACCCCACAGAACUUAGAAAUAAGCUCAGCUGUAGUGUAUCUUCUUCUUCGGAGGCCGCCCACCACCAACAAAUCCGUCUGUUGUUUCAUUAGUAUUAUCGGGUCAUGAGAAGACCAAGCACACUCUUGAAACAGACAAAGAAAUGGAUGAAAAAGAGGAAGCUGUCUGCAUUGCUGCUGCCACUACAUUGCCCCCUAUUCCAUCUUUCUCGGAGUAUAUUAACAGCAGAAAUGUGAAGGGUCAAUGGGAAUCCACCUCGAAUAAGCGUUCACCGCCUAAGAUGUCGGGAGAGGAUAUACUGAAGAAAAUGCGAUCUUGAAUCAAAUGGGUCUUUAUCUUCCGUAUUUUUACUGCACACGGCAUUAAUUUCGAUAUGCUUAUGCAGCCAACUUUUCUUUAGUUAUUUCUGCGCUAAAUUUUCAGUGAGUCAUUUCAAUCACUGGAGCAAUAUAUCCAAUGUUUCACGAAGAAGAAAAAAUCUAUACCCC